Messenger RNA from Rubroshorea leprosula, 1738 nucleotides. NCBI's taxonomy places the organism in Eukaryota, Viridiplantae, Streptophyta, Magnoliopsida, Malvales, Dipterocarpaceae. The record is from the annotation of a GenBank genome assembly.
UGGCUAUAACAAAACCCUUCUUUCCUUCUUCUCCUAAUACACUGAAAAAUUCCUAACUCUCUUAAAAACCUUCCAAAAUCUCAUAUUUUUAGGUAACCCAUGUGAUGGAAUCCUUCAGAAUCAGCAUAUACUCUGUUCUUUCAUGGAUUCCUUUACAGACCUGUGAAUGUUGAAGAGAGAGAGAGAGAGAGAGAGAGAGAAAAGAAAAAGAAAAAAACAGGGGAGGAUCGUUGAGGGAGAAAGAAAAAGAAGAUUGAGGAGAGGAAGUUAUGGAGGAGAGGCAUAUUUUGUUUGGGAAAUAUGAGAUGGGGAGGUUGUUGGGGAAAGGGACUUUUGCGAAAGUGUACUACGGGAAGCACAUGGUUUCCGGCGAGAGCGUGGCGAUUAAAGUUAUCAGUAAAGAUCAGGUGAAGAAAGAAGGGAUGAUGGAGCAGAUCGAGCGGGAGAUCUCCAUCAUGCACCUUGUCCGCCACCCCAACGUCGUCGAACUCAAGGAGGUCUUGGCUACAAAAACCAAGAUCUUCUUUAUUAUGGAGUAUGUUCGCGGCGGGGAGCUGUUUGGGAAAGUUGUCAAGGGGAAGCUGAAGGAGGAUCUUGCCCGGAGGUAUUUUCAGCAAUUGAUUAGCGCGGUGGAUUUUUGUCACAGUCGUGGGGUUUCCCACCGGGAUUUGAAACCGGAGAAUUUGCUUUUGGACGAAAACGAAGACCUUAAAAUCUCCGAUUUUGGGUUGUCCGCGUUGCCGGAGCAGCUGCGGAAUGAUGGGCUCCUUCACACCCAGUGUGGAACUCCGGCUUAUGUUGCGCCAGAGGUUCUUAGGAAGAAAGGGUAUGACGGAUCCAAGGCGGACAUUUGGUCUUGUGGGGUGAUUCUAUACGUGCUUCUCGCUGGAUUUCUGCCAUUUCAAGACGAGAAUCUGAUGAAUAUGUACCGGAAAAUUUUCAAGGCCGAAUUUGAGUACCCACCAUGGUUUUCAACGGAAUCGAAGCGAUUGGUUUCCAAACUUUUAGUGGCCAACCCAGAAAAAAGAAUCACAAUUCCAGCGAUAAUGCGUGUCCCCUGGUUUAGAAAAGGGUUCACACGUCCAGUGAAACUUUCAAUCCAAGAACCGGUACCGGAAAAUACAGAGGAUAACGGUGACUCUGUUUCCAAAACCCACAAAUCCUCGUCGCCAAAAUUCUUUAACGCGUUUGAAUUCAUAUCCUCCAUGUCAUCAGGGUUCGAUUUAUCCAGCCUCUUUGAAUCAAAAAGAAAAUCGGGGUCGAUGUUCACUUCCCGAUGUUCGGCGAACACUAUAAUGUCGAGAAUCGAAGGAGUCGCGAAAGCGAUGAACUUUAACGUGGGGAAUGUGAAGGACUUCAAGAUGAGGUUACAGGGGACGUCGGAAGGGAGGAAAGGGCGGUUGUCCGUGACGGCAGAGGUUUUCGAGGUGGCGCCACAAGUAGCGGUGGUGGAAUUCUCCAAGUCCUCCGGCGACACCUUGGAGUACGUGAAGUUUUGCGUGGAAGAUGUUCGGCCGGCACUAAAAGACAUUGUGUGGACAUGGCAAGGCGACGAUUUCAACAACUGCAGCAACGCUAAAGUUGAAGAAGAAAAACUGUGAAGAACCAAAGUACUGACCCUUACUAGGGUUUCUUUACUUGUCUUCUUCUUGUUUUUUAUUUUUGGAAAAUAUAGCUUUGAGGACAAAAAUUUGUAAAUAUAUGCGGAUCGGUACAUUAAUGAAAUGGGCAUGGGAUC